Molecule: messenger RNA, 1582 nt
Organism: Rhizopus microsporus ATCC 52813
Lineage: Eukaryota; Fungi; Mucoromycota; Mucoromycetes; Mucorales; Rhizopodaceae
Exons: 2
Coding region: 24-1568 (514 amino acids)
Molecular function (GO): protein dimerization activity
Source: RefSeq, a predicted model, not a curated record
ACAACAACAACAACAACAAUAGCAUGACAAACAACAUAAACCAUCAUAGUAAUAACAAUAAUAAUGGAUUAUUUUCAGUACCACAAUUAACACCUGAUGGACAUCAAGAUAAUAGCUUUACAGGUAGUAGCGUACUUAGUGGCCAUAAUCCUGAGUAUAACAUGUCACCACUACAAAUCAAUAACCAUGCUGCAAAUUAUACACCUAUACAACAUCCUUUACAUAAUCAAACUAUAGACGAUUUUGGAGAUGAAGAAGAAUUUCUAACACCUCUUGUCUCUCCUGCAAUGGCGCCCACAUACAAUAAUAAUUAUCAUUUCAAUACAAGCACAGAUAAUAUAUUCUCUCCCCUUACAUCUCCUGCACUUCAUCCUUCGUCAUCUGUGAUGGAUCAACAUUUACUCCAGCAAAAGCUGGCCUUGAUUGAAAGACAGCAACAACAGUUGCGAAGCAUGCAGCAUCAAUUAAAUACCAGCAGUACAGAUUCACCCACGACUAGUCCUCUAGUGACUUACUCAACAGAAAGUCGAAAGAAAUCAUUGCAACCAAAGAUAACUGCUGUCCACAGCCCCCAGACAAAAUUAGGAUUAGUCAAAAAGAUACCAGAAAGCAGUCCUCUGGCUUUAGGACCAAGUAACAACAACAGCAUGAUGGCACCUGCCACUCCCUCUUUAUUGAUGAAGCUAGGUGCUGGUAAUAAUAACAAUAAUAGCACGCCACCUACGAGCACGUCAUCACCACUACCAAGUACUGCGGUAGAUAAUAUGCCCGUCUUACCAGCUGCUAUUCUUCAAGAUGAUAACACAGCGACAAAUAAGACCAAAGCUGUUUCAACCAAGCGCAGAAGAAUUUCACAGACCAAGUUUAGUCACUCGCCUGGACUACCACCUAGUGCAGAGUCACCUGCAGGAUUACGACCCUUGACAUCACCAAGAACACUCAAACCACUGAUAUCACCUUCACUCAAACCUAAUGGACAACGGCUGUCGACCAUUGAUGAAGAAGUGGCUAGAACACUGUUGACAACCAAAUCCAAUUACGAAAACCUUAAAGAGGGCAACGUAAAAAGCCUGGGUCUUGAUUUUUCAACCACGAUUCAAUCCGGAAUCGAACAUAGACGCUCUGCACAUAAAGCAGCUGAGCAAAAAAGAAGAGAUAUCCUCAAGCAAAGUUUUGAUUCACUCAGAACAGAGAUAACUGAGGCAAUGAUAGAAGAAGAAUUAGCAGAGGAUCAACAUAUGGAUCAAGCCGAGCUGAGGAAUAAUAAGGAAAAGGAUGUUAAACAGAUGAGUAAGAUUGUGCUACUACAACACUCGUACGAGUACAUUGUUCGACUAAAGUCAGAUAAUAAAAGAAAAGACGAAAAGAUGAAGAAUAUGAAAGAGGAGAUUAUGUCAUUACGUAAACAAUUGGGACUACCUGAAAUUACAAAGGAAGAACAAGAACAAGAAGAAAAGGAAAGACAAGAAGAGAAAGAGAAAAGACAAGAGCGAUUGAAAAGGUUACAGCAACAAACUGCGUCAAUUACACACAACAAUAAUGCAAUUAUAAACAAUGACAAGAAAUAAAGAAAAAAAAAAAG